CGAUAGGUGACGAUCCGGGCUGAUGGCGCUGAUCUGACAGCAAGCCGUGGCAGGCUGUGGCCACAACACCGCAGUCACUCUUAUUUCACUCUCGUACGUUAUGUUCCAGGGAUCACAAUAUGCCUAGUACCACUAGGAAAUUCGUCGGUUCCGUCAAAGACGAUUGGCAAUUGUACAGUGACCGCUCCACGGACUACACAAUUGGAUCCCCCAUAGGUUUUGGCGCAUCAUCUGUGGUCUAUGCCGCAAUUUAUAACCCAAAUCCGCAACGUCCUAUUCCAUGCGCGCUGAAAGUUCUUGACUUGGACGCACUACCCCCUCAUUCCCUAUCUUUGCUACAGCGGGAGACACAACUUAUGUCCUUAUCAAAGCACCCAAACGUGCUACGUGUACGUGGCAGUUGGAUGGAUGGCCACAAAUUAUAUAUUGCCCUCCGUCUCAUGAACAAGGGCAGUGCCGCCGAUGUGAUGCAUUACGGCUGGCCCGGUGGAAUGGAAGAAGAAGUUGUCAAAUGCAUCCUCAAGCAAGCCCUCGAAGGCCUCAACUACUUGCAUAUAAACGGAUUCAUUCAUCGCGACGUAAAAGGCGCCAAUCUUCUUAUCGACGACGAUGGCACAGUUUUGCUAGGCGAUCUUGGGGUAGCCGCAUCCCUUACAGAUGACGCCGAUAUAUCAAGUAGAGUUUGCAAUGAUGCUGGCAGUCAUAGCGUUAACUUUGGCCCUGUGUCCACUGCCACGAGCUCUUGUCCGGUACUUGUACGCCCCGGUAUGGGAAAGCGGAAAUCGUUUGUCGGGACUCCCUGUUGGAUGGCGCCCGAACUUAUUCAAGGCCAUCGUUACGAUUCAAAGGCUGACAUUUGGUCAUUUGCAAUAACCGCUAUUGAGCUCACCCAGGGUCGUCCUCCGCGAUCGAGAGAAAGCGCUCAUAAUGUCCUUCUACAAACUGUUCAGGGUAAACCACCGAAGCUUGAUUUGGUAGGGGGUGUCCACAGGUAUUCACGCGCCUUUAAGGACAUGGUCGACGCCUGUCUGGUAAAAGAUCCCUCUAAACGUCCAACGGCUGCCCAAUUGCUCCACACCUCAUUUUUCCGGUCUUCCAAGAAGAAGUCCUAUCUCGUCAGCACAAUCUUGGAUGACCUCCCGCCCCUUACAAUGCGACAAGAACGUCGCAAACAUCCAAGCAUGAUUACUCAUGGAACAAUGGACUCAUGGGACUUCAACUCCACAGAGACAAACCCGUCUGCACCCUCGAUCCAUUUGGGUUCAAAACGAGGUAGUUCAGGGGGUGUGCCGAGAAGUGGGAGUCUUGACGUUGGAUCAGACAAUCACCAUGAGUUGGUUGACGUACAUCCAAGAUUCGAGCUUACACAUGGUGCCGAAGAAGAAACAGCGUCAAUCACCCCUGUAGUCGUUAGUUCCGCUUCAUUUUCAACGUCCAUCAACGUCCAGGGCCUUGAUAUAGAAAAAGACAAGGACGAGUUUCUCCUUUCGGGUUCUCAAUUGCGCACUAAUUACGGCGUGUCCCAAUCUUUGGAUUCAUCAUUCCCUGGGCCACGUUCCGUACCUGCUCCUAUCCCCAUUCCAAAGCGAGCGUCAUCUUACUUUCGUAAAGGCGCCGCCUCUGCCCCCACCUCUGCUCCGCCACUGGUUUCUCCAAAACUUUGGCAGCGCCUAACCCACGCCACUUCUCGCAAUAUAAUUGACGAAUACCCACCUGUGAGAGAGAAGAAAAUGAGUGGGUUAUCACGUAUGCUCAGCAGACGUGGCACUGCCACUUCCUUAGCUCAAUGAUAGUAUCUGGAUCCAUUUAAUAACCCAUAUACGACAGUCGAUAUAUUCGUUAUCCUUAAAGGCUAACGCCCUAUCGUGUACUAACUUCUACCAUCGUCAAGGCUACUGUACCGAAAUCUAUGCAUAUCUAUCUGUUACCACUUAUAAUACUCGGAACCCCUCAGCCAUGACUGUACCGAAAUUUAUGCAUAUGUCUAUCUGUUAUCAGUUAUAAUACUCGGAACCCCUCAG
Messenger RNA from Suillus clintonianus, 2021 nucleotides. RefSeq names its product kinase-like protein. Gene Ontology annotation, molecular function: protein kinase activity; protein serine/threonine kinase activator activity; ATP binding. NCBI's taxonomy places the organism in Eukaryota, Fungi, Basidiomycota, Agaricomycetes, Boletales, Suillaceae. The record is from RefSeq and is a predicted model, not a curated record. Bases 120 to 1790 code for a protein of 556 amino acids. The transcript has 6 exons. Gene Ontology annotation, biological process: protein phosphorylation.